This is a messenger RNA of Ilex paraguariensis (yerba mate), 2356 nucleotides long. The record is from the annotation of a GenBank genome assembly. Lineage: Eukaryota; Viridiplantae; Streptophyta; Magnoliopsida; Aquifoliales; Aquifoliaceae.
AUUUACUCUGUUCCGGCUUGGGGACUCUAAUUUCCCCCCCUGAAUUCAGGACUUUCCGGGAAAAUCUGUAGCUGAGUUCAGAUUUCAGGGAUGACUUGACGUCAUUGGAAAUGGGUCGGUGGUUUCUAGGUGAAAGAUUAUGCUGCUUUGCUAUAAGAGAUCCUUUCCUAUUGUUUGGAGUCCAGAGUUCCUGAUAGUAUAACUCCAAUUCACAGAUGUCAGAAAGUGCAUCUAGCAGUUGUUAAGAGCGAAAUCAUAGGGCUUCGUCUCUUGCAAGCAAUGAUUUCCCAGUUUCAUGCAUGUUUCAUACCGAUUUGACUUAAGCCUUGUGUCAAUUCUUCCUGCCAGAGAAAGAAUACCCAAAUAUUCUGUUAAAAAUAAGGAGCAAGGCAGACUAAUUUAAUCAAUGCAAGCAUCACAGCACCACAGAAGUUCAGGCAUGUCCAACACAUUGUAUUACCAGCCAAUGCAAAAAUUUGACUUCUAUUGUUCGCCGCAGGUUCAAACUUUAGACCAGGAGUUGUACUACAAGAGCAGCAACGGUGGAAGCCAAUACCCCACACAGACUUUCCAUGUACAGUACUGCACCCUGGAGUCAUCCACCGCAACUAGCAGUUACACUGUUUACAACUCACCAUCAACUGUCGGCUUCUCACCAAAUGGAAGCCCCAUUUCCAAACAGGAAUCUCAGUCAUACCCAUCCGAUCCACUCCACUCACCAGACAUGGCAGACAAUACCCAUGGUUCUCCAGUUUGCGGAUCCUGCACUAUGGAUGAUAUGAAUAGCUUUAUGCACAAGCUGAGAGAACUGGAAACAGUAAUGCUGGGACCUGAUUAUGAUAUUCUUGACAGUUAUGAUAAUACCUUGCCAGGUAGUGUAGCCUCACCCGAUAUAGAUAGUUGGAGGCAAAUCAUGGAGGCUAUUGCCAGAAGGGACCUGAAAGAGGUUCUCAUUGCCUGUGCAAAAGCAGUAUCAGAUACCGAUUUGUUGACUGCGCAAUGGUUGAUGUCUGAGUUACGUCAAAUGGUAUCAGUUUCUGGUGAGCCAAUCCAGCGUCUGGGAGCAUAUAUGUUGGAAGGGCUUGUUGCAAGAUUGGCUGCUUCAGGGAGUUCCAUCUGUAAAGUUUUGAAAUGCAAAGAACCUGCAAGCGCUGAGCUUCUUUCUCAUAUGCACAUUCUUUAUGAGGUCUGCCCAUACUUCAAGUUUGGAUAUAUGUCAGCAAAUGGUGCCAUUGCAGAAGCAAUGAAGGAUGAAAACAGGGUUCACAUCGUCGAUUUCCAAAUUGCUCAAGGGAGUCAAUGGAUUACUCUAAUCCAGGCUUUUGCAUAUCGCCCUGGUGGGCCACCCCACAUCCGCAUAACUGGUAUCGAUGAUUCCACAUCUGCUUAUGCACGUGGAGGAGGACUGAACAUCGUUGGUCAGAAGCUAUCCCAGCUUGCCAAGUCAUUUAAUGUGCCUUUCAAGUUCCAUCCUGCAGCCAUGUCUGGUUGUGAGGUUCAGCUGGAAAACCUGGGAAUUCGACCAGGGGAGGCACUGGCUGUGAAUUUCGCGUUUAUGUUACACCACAUGCCAGACGAAAGUGUCAGCACUCAAAAUCAUCGUGACCGGCUGUUGAGGCAGGUUAAAAGUUUGUCUCCCAAGGUGGUGACCCUUGUUGAGCAAGAAUCUAAUACAAAUACUGCAGCAUUUUUCCCUCGUUUCGUUGAGACUCUGGAUUACUAUACGGCUAUGUUUGAAUCGAUUGAUGUGACUCUUCCGAGAGAACGCAAGGAACGGAUCAAUGUUGAGCAGCACUGUCUGGCAAGAGAUGUGGUUAACAUAAUAGCUUGUGAAGGGAGUGAGAGGGUGGAACGGCACGAGCCGCUCGGGAAGUGGAAGUCACGGUUCAGAAUGGCAGGUUUUACUCCAUGUCCAUUGAGUUCUGUGGUGAAUGCUACAAUCAAAAGGUUGUUACAGAACUACUGUGACAGAUAUAGGCUUGAAGAAAGAGAUGGAGCUCUGUAUCUUGGUUGGAUGAAGAGAGAUUUGGUUGCUUCUUGUGCAUGGAAGUGAAAACAGAGGCAGUGUUUUGACUUGUUUUUAAAGGAUCUGGAGGCCAAGCUGAGGUAGAACCUUUUAUCUGCUUGUUCUUUUGUAAGUUGCAAAUAAUUGGAACAAUGGGUUCCCUCAGUAGUGCAUCUUCAAUAUAAGUGAUAUUUAGCUUCGGAACUGUUUUUUUUGAAUUUCCUUACGAAUUCUCUAAUCUCAGUGUUGAUGGUUUAUUUUUGACCGAAUCGGAGAAGGGAUUAGUCGAGAUGCGCGUAAGUUAGUUCGGACAUCCUUGACUAUUGAACAAAAAAAAAAGUGUUAUUUUAG